Geodia barretti is the source of this 294-nucleotide messenger RNA. The record is from the annotation of a GenBank genome assembly. Lineage: Eukaryota; Metazoa; Porifera; Demospongiae; Tetractinellida; Geodiidae.
AUGCCAACCCGUUACGGCCCGCAACUGGCGGCCCUGUCCGCUCAGGCCGUGGAAGAAUUGUCGGCCCGGCAUCGAGCCCGGGAGCAGGCCCUCGGGGUUUCCAGGCAGGUUAUCCGGAACUCCGCCAACGCGAUUCGAGCAGUUCACCGGAACGAUUUCGACGAGGCCCGGCGUCUGAUCGCGGAGGCGGGAUCGCGUCUCGCCGAGACCCGCAGCAUACGUGUCGACAACCCGGAGAUUUACUACGCCGGCUUUCUCUCCGACGCGCGCAAGGAUUUACGGAGGCGAACAUAA